AUGAAAGGUGGUGAAACCAAAGCUGGGCCGAAGAGCACCGAUAGCAGAUUGAAAACCAGAGGUAAGAAAGCUGGGAAGAAAGUGAAGGACCCAAACAAGCCUAAGAGACCCCCGAGUGCUUUCUUCGUCUUCCUGGAGGGCUUCCGAAAGGAGUUCAAUCUAGCCAACCCUGACAACAAAUCCGUCGGCGCUGUUGGUAAAGCUGCUGGAGCGAAAUGGAAAUCGAUGACUGAUGAAGACAAAGCGCCUUAUCAGGAGAAGGCGGCGACCAAAAAGAGUGAUUAUGAGAAGACGAUGAAACAAUACAACUUGAAACUGGCUAAUGGAACCAAAACAACUGGAGAUGAUGACUCUGACAAGUCCAAGUCCGAAGUCAACGAUGAGGAAUUAGGUGGAAGUGAAGAGGAGGAAGAUGAUGAUUAA
Messenger RNA from Microthlaspi erraticum, 423 nucleotides. The record is from the annotation of a GenBank genome assembly. NCBI's taxonomy places the organism in Eukaryota, Viridiplantae, Streptophyta, Magnoliopsida, Brassicales, Brassicaceae.